AUGGCACUGUCAUUCUUGUGUGAAGAACUCAUGGUUGAAAUUCUGUCAUGGCUUCCAGUGAGAUCUCUUAUGCAAUGCAGAUGCGUGAGCAAGUCGUUUAAAUCCCUCAUCUCAGAUCCAAGUUUCGUGAAACUGCACCUUCAAAGAUCACCCAACAACACCAACUUCCUAAUACGUUACAGAACUCCGAAACAUGACUUUGCCCUUCCUUGCUCUCUUCGUUCUUUAUUAGAGGGUCCUCUUUCUGACAUUGCCCUAAAGCAAGAAGAGAAGUACAAGGUUGCUGGCUCCUGCAAUGGGUUGGUCCUUUUGUUCGCUUUGUCUAACACCUCUUCCACACGCACAUACAAGUUUCUCUUAUGGAACCCUGCCAUUAGAAAAACAUUUCAAGUCCCACAUUAUAUAAUUCCAAUCAAUCCAAACAGAUAUGACUUCAUAAAAUGGUUUGGGUUUGGCUAUGACAAUCUAAGUGAUACGUACAAGGUUGUAAUUGUCUUUGAGCAUUCUAUGCAUGGUUCACAGAAACUCAGUGAGGUCAAAGUUUGCAACCUAGGUGACAAUAAUUGCUGGAGAAAGAUUCAAAGUCUCCCUCCUUAUGAUGAUUUAAAUCGAAGUCAAAAUUCUUGUGGAGUAUACCUAAAUGGUACUCUUAAUUGGAUAGUCACAACACAUCAUAUAUCCAGUGAACUGGUUAUGAUUUCACUUGAUCUUGGGAAUGAGACGUACACACAAUUUUUGCUGCCUCGCAUUUUUGAAGGACACGACUUUCGGCUUUUGCAUUUGAAGGAUUGUUUGAGUCUUUCUUUUGUCAAUUCCAAGAGAAACAGAUUUUGCAUAUGGCAAAUGAAGGAGUUUGGGAAUCAAAAAUCUUGGACUCCAUUACUGAACUUGUCUUUACGUCAAGAUCUCCAAAUUACUUCUAAGUAUUUGUCUUUUGUGCAACCGUUGUGCAUGUUUGAGAAUGGUUGUCUACUCGUGAUUAGCAGCACCACAACUCUUCAAGCAAUUAUUUAUGAUGGGAGAGAUAAUACAGUAAAACAUAGUAAACUUACCAACAAGAUAUUUCAGGUCUACGCUAUGAAUUAUGUUCAAAGCUUGGUUUUCCCAAGAACAUAUUAG
Messenger RNA from Cajanus cajan (pigeon pea), 1119 nucleotides. Lineage: Eukaryota; Viridiplantae; Streptophyta; Magnoliopsida; Fabales; Fabaceae. The record is from RefSeq and is a predicted model, not a curated record.